AUGCUCGGCGAGUUUGUCGACGAUUACUUUGUCAACGUUAUCGACGUUUUCGCAUCGUCGCAGUCGGAACGGAAGACUCCGCCAUUUCUGUGGACUUGGUUUUUUAGGUGUAAGAUGCUCAGCAAGCAGCAUGGCAGACGGAUCGCCCCGAAAGAUCAAGCAGACGGAUCGCCCCGAAAGAAGUUCUUACUUCCGUACGGGAAUAGGUUGCUGGCUCACCGAGUGAAUAUGAAAAUACAACAUUCGUUUCAAGCACUUUUUGAUUGUGCAGUCGCCGUCGUAGUGAAUUCUAUCCAAACUCUGGGAAUGAAACACCGAUCAAUGCGUUCCGGACUGUUAGUCUACAGUAGAUGGUACUCAACAAGUAAUUUCGGACGAUUCCUGAUGCCCAGUAAACAGCUCGCCACUCGUGCCGGAAAAGUUUGGAUCAAUGUGAGAAGAAUCUCGUCGAAACCGAAGCAGAAAUCGAUUAACUUCAUAGCGACGCCAAUUAAAUCGUCGCGUCGAACUCGUCGGAAUCUCAUAAGAUGA
Messenger RNA from Caenorhabditis remanei, 531 nucleotides. RefSeq lists its product as uncharacterized. The transcript is spliced from 3 exons. The coding region runs from base 1 to 531 and encodes 176 amino acids. Lineage: Eukaryota; Metazoa; Nematoda; Chromadorea; Rhabditida; Rhabditidae. The record is from RefSeq and is a predicted model, not a curated record.